Tetrahymena thermophila SB210 is the source of this 1089-nucleotide messenger RNA. Its product is annotated as 2-nitropropane dioxygenase. The transcript has a single exon. NCBI's taxonomy places the organism in Eukaryota, Ciliophora, Oligohymenophorea, Hymenostomatida, Tetrahymenidae. Gene Ontology annotation, molecular function: nitronate monooxygenase activity. The record is from RefSeq and is a predicted model, not a curated record.
AUGAAAAAUCAUUUAUUGAAGCAGCUAUUUGGGAUAAAAUAUCCUAUUAUAUAGGCACCUAUGGCAGGUGGAAUAACUAACCCUAAUUUAGUAAGUUCUGUUUGCAACUCUGAUGCUUUAGGUUUUCUUGCCUCUGGUUAUGUCUCAGCUUCAGUUUUAGAAAAAUAAAUAAUUGAAACAAAAUAAAAAACUAAAUAACCUUUUGGAAUCAAUAUUUUUUUAUCUUAAACUAUCCAAAACUUACAAGCAAAAAAAUAAUCAACCUUAAUUAACCUUGAGAUGUAAGCUGGUUUGUAAAAUUCAUAAAAAUAAAUUAAUGUUUCAUUAAAUGAGGAAAUUGAGCAAAAAAUUGAGCUUGCUGUUAGGUAUUGUAUUCCAAUUAUCAGCUUUACGUUUGGGAUACCUGAUUAAAAGCUUGUUUAAUAUAUGCACUCAAAAGGUAUUCAUGUAAUUGGUACAGCUACUAAUAUCUAAGAAGCCUUGGAGAUUGAGAGGGCUAAUCUAGAUUCUGUUGUCUUAUAAGGGAGUGAAGCUGGUGGACACAGAGGUUCUUUCAUAAUUUAAGAUUAAUCAGAUGAAGUAGGGCUCAUGAGUUUACUAUAAGUUGCAAAGUAAAAGCUUAAAAUACCUUAUUUUGCUGCAGGUGGUAUUGCUACUGGGGAAGGGUUACUGUCAUGCAGAAUUCUUGGAGCUUAAGCAGCUUUUAUAGGCACUGCAUUUUUAGUGUCUCAGGAGAGUAGUGCUUCUAGAGCCUACAAAGAUGCCUUAUUAAGGUCACAAGGAAAGUAAACAGUAAUCACUGAAGUAAUUUCUGGGAAAAAAGCAAGAGGUGUAAAAAAUCAGUUAAUAGAAUAAAUGAAUAAAAGUGCUUCUAUGGGAGAACCAAUACAACCAUACCCUAUACAAAACGCUUUGUCGAAAGAUAUUAGAGCAUAUAGUAAUUAAGCUGGAAAUUCUGAAUAUUUAUCAUUAUGGAGUGGCUAAUCUCUAGAAUGCAUUCAAGAAAAAUCAGUCACAGAUAUUUUAUAAAAAAUAAUUAAAGAAUAUGAAGAAUCUCUCUAGAAUAUUUAAAAUUUAAGCUUAUAGUGA